Molecule: messenger RNA, 6150 nt
Organism: Alligator mississippiensis (American alligator)
Lineage: Eukaryota; Metazoa; Chordata; Crocodylia; Alligatoridae
Gene: CAPS2
Product: calcyphosine 2
Exons: 20
Coding region: 229-2079 (616 amino acids)
Molecular function (GO): calcium ion binding
Source: RefSeq, a predicted model, not a curated record
UGGAUUUAGAAGUUAAAGGAAUUUCUGCAUCCUCUAGAGGGCAAGCUCAGCUGUCAUCAAGGGGGAAGAAACUUAGCCAAGUGCAUCUCAAGUAGGUCCAAGGAGGUGAUCUUCCCCCUCUCCGCGACACUGGUCAGGCCGCAGCUGGAGUACUGUGUCCAGUUCUGGGCACCCCACUUCAAGAGGGAUGUGGACAACAUUGAGAGGAUCCAGAGGAGGGCCACCCACAUGAUCCGGGGACAGCAGGGCACACCCUACAACGAGAGGUUCCGGAACCUGAACCUGUUCAGCCUUCACAAGAGAAGGCUGAGGGGGGACCUGGGAUGGAGACCAAAUACACGAGCAGCUCGUCCACCUGAGGUACCAUGCCUCGACUUGGGGAGACUGGGAGAUUCCGAUGAAGAGGAUGGAGACACAUAUAUACCAUACAGCAAGGGGUAUCCUUGUAAUGGCCGUACGGAUUCAUCUUCAACUGUUAGUUGGGGAUCACCAUUACAAACUCCUUAUGCACAGCACUUCCAGACUCAACAGAUGCCUGAUAAACCUUGUCAGAAGAAAAUGGAGCAUUCCUUUUGGGAGCAAAAGACAAUACUAGAAAAUCUGCCAUCCCCAGCAGACAAAUACAAACUAAAAUACCAGCAGUAUGAAGCAGAAAUGAAAGAGGGAUAUAAACUGUAUUCUCAGAGAACUGCAGAAAAAAGAAAAGACAAUGCUCAGUCUCAGGAGUGUUCACAGAGGAUAGCUAACAAAGAGGAUCCACAGCCAGAAGACAGGAUUGGUGAAGAUCUUACAGCUCUUGAUGAGAAAGCCCUCUUACAGCAGUGCUAUACAAGCAAUCCGUAUAAUAUACAGCAGAGCAUAAAGAAGUUAGAAGCUGAUGAUACAGCUGCAGAAAAAAGAAAGCAAACUGUAGUAGAGCAAGUAAUGGUGGAUCAGUUAUGUAGGGCAGUAAUAAGUGACCCAGAGCAAAACACAAGUAAUGAUCCUUACCAGAGAGACCUUAUGCUUCCAGCACUUGGGACAGCACCAUUGCGGUUUAGAAAAAGAACAUUACAUGAAACAAGAAUAAGGACCAGAUCAGCAUUAACUGAAAAUAUGCUUUCUAACAAGUUACGCUUUGAUUGUAGAAUUCUCUCAAGGAAUGGGCGUGAUGCCUGUAGAGAGCUGAUUGGAUUCUUUUUUACAUGUGAUGGAUCUCUUACUGUUUAUGAAUAUCGACAGUUUGGCAAAAACAGAGUAAAUGCCUUACCUUUCAUUCAGAAGGGAGUUUAUAGUCAUCAGCGCAGUCAAAGAAAAGGAAAGCUCUAUGAUCUUAGCGAUUUUUAUAUUGGUGCUAACCUGACUUUUUGGAGCCUUGAUCACAGCCUUCCGGAAAGUAUGAAACAAAACCCAGUGCUUACCCUUCGUGUCACUAAUAUUGAUGAAACAUCUGUGAAUUUUUUGAAUACUACACUGGUGGCCAGAGUUGAAGUACGGGGCUUUGUCCUGGGGCCUCCAACAACAGAACUGGGAUGUCUUCAAAUUCCUCAGACAGAAAAGAUUGAGGGGAGAAGCUGUCAACAGAAAAUUGACAGAGAUACUUCUGUGGGAAGCAAGCAAGUGACCGAUGUUAACAAAGUUUUCCGGACUGUUCAAGGUAUUCUCAGAAACAAAUUAUGUAAAAGAGGAGUUCGUAUUGUAACAGGAUUAGGAAAGUACUUCAGACAGCUGGACAAGAAAGGAAAUGGAGUCCUUUCUAAGGCGGACUUUAAACAAGCUUUAAAAAUAUUUCAUUUAGAAGUGUCUGAACAGGACUUUGAGACUUUGUGGUUUAUUCUUGAUGACAACAGAAAUGAUGAAGUUGAUUAUGGGGAGUUCACCCGUGCGCUCUUUGGGGAAAUGAAUGAGUAUCGAAAAGCAUUCGUCAGAAAAGCUUAUAUGAAACUAGAUUUCAACAAGACUGGCAGUGUGCCUUUGGUAGAUAUUAGAAAAUGUUAUUGCGCCAAGAAACACCCUCGAGUAUUGUCAGGCUUCCCCAUUUCUCUUCUGCAGUCUCACACAAAAGCAGCUCUGAAGCAGCCUCCUCCAGAACCUCUGUAAACUGCAAGGUUUUCUGAUGAUCAGAUGUGUUGGUGAUGCUAAUACUUAGAGCAGAAGAUUUUAUUUGGUUUCUGUUUAAUCUUAGUGACCAGAAAAGUGAGUGAUCAGUCUCACAACCAACACUAUGGUAGCUACAAGGAGGACAUUAUUGAGAUUGGACUGCCUAAUGAUGAUGAGGUCCAACUGGUUCCAGUGGCCGGACCUUGGGUGCCUCCAUGAUACUUUAUGCCAUAGCUUUGUUUGAAAGAAUGAGUUGGUUAUGCACAAGCUAUGAUAGAAGCAGAACUCCAACCACCUUUGCCCAUUACCAUUCAUGCUUCCCAUGUUAUGUGAGCCCAGGCAAAUUGCCCAGGGUUUGGUGUCAGCACUAACUCUGGCACUGAAGUCCCUUAGGAGAUAUAAGUUCUCAGUAUUUGGAACCUUGCCAAUAAUGCUAGCCACUUCUUCAUAAAACUUGUCUUUAACCUCAGAGUAAAGUGUUGGAGCAUAGGCACCCACUAAGGUGACUGUGCCAGGAUCCUCUCAGAACUAUUCAAUGGAUUCUUGAUCAUUUUGAGAUGAUUGUUACUAGCAGCAAAGCCUAUGCCAUGUUCAUGUACAUCUUGGGGAACUUUCCAUUGCCAGAAGAAUGUGUAGUAUGUUUCUUUUAAGGAGUCAUCUGAGGUCAGGUGUGUUUCUUGCAGUACUGCAAAGCCAAUGUUCAACCUAUUUAAUUCCAUAUCUAUCACAGCUGUCUUAUGAGCAUCAGAGAUAUUCACAAGAUUGUCAGUCAGGCCAAGACACAUGGUCUUGACAUUCCAUGUUGAAAUGCAGAGUAUUGCUUUUCUCUUUUUAUUUUUGUCUGGUGCAGUGAUGGAGCCUGCUUCUCUCUGAAGCUGAAGUGAUCUCUCCAGGGUGUAAAAGCCUGGCCAGUGUAUAUGUAGACACUGGGUUGUCUGCAUACCCAAUACAAAAUAUAAGCAUACUAAAUGCUGUACCAAAGCAUAGGUUUAAAUAGUUUAAAUUGGUAAAACAUAGUUUUAAAUAAUGUAGGUUAUUUUAUUAUAUGUAAAUAUGUCUGUCCUUAUUAGUAGGUUAAUAAAUAUGAUAUACUCAUCUAAUAGUGCUCCUUAUUGAAUCAGUUUUCUAUCAUAUUUUUUGGUUCAUUUUGUGCCCUUGGAAAAAAACUCAGUGCAGAUCUCUAUGAAGGUGCCCCUGAACAUGUGGAAGUCCAUAUGCCAUUGCUCGUUGUCACAAGUGGACAUGACUAUCCACGUCUACCUGUCACUGCUGGUCUCCCCAGCCAGAAAUGCCAGUCCGCAGUUUUGAGUCAGUCCCAUGUCUGCCUGGACCACAAUGUGCUGACCUGCAGCCAAAAGAUCCUCAUGGUAGUGGCUGUUAUUACAGACUAGGGUUUGAGUGUAGCCACAGACCCUCCAUUGUCUGGCAGCGAGCACACACAUGAGGUUUUCCCCUGUAAAUACUGCUCCAUUGUUCUUGGUGCCAUGAAAGUAGGUGUGGUGUUCAUCAGGGCUUGGUUGGAAGACCUUUUCCAUUCCAUCUCCUUCACGAAUUCAUGAUGUUGGGCCAGCAAGGUGACAGCCAUGCAUCAGCAGCCAAGAGUGGUCAUGUGCCAAGUCAUGGUCAGUAGUGACUGGCAGCAGAAAGGGGCAGGCAGCUCAGGCAGCAAGGGGCCUGAGCUACCUGUUGAAUCGCACCAGGAUCCCUCCCACACAAAUUUUACUACUCACCCAUAAUUUGAACUAGUGGCUGCUUUACCUAGCACUGGCAGAGUCAGCGAAACCUAUAGAAACGUGGCCAACUCCAAGAAUGCUGGCUUGCAUACUUUCUCAGGCCAUUUGCUGGUGGAAGAGCAUCAGUACAUUCAGCUACUCUUCAAACUUGCUUUGAAGGGCAAUGUGGGGUCAUGCUAGUCCUGCGACUUCUCAGUUGUAGGACAAGUUGCAGCACAACCGGUCCCACAACAAAUGCAACUGUUUGUUUAUAGCCAUAGAAACACAAUCCUCUUUGGUUUUGAUAGGAGUUUUUAAUUCUAUUACUUUGUCAUAAAGUACAAAAUCAGGUGUGUUGCCUCCACUCCAAGUUACCUCACUGUGGUUUACAAAGUAUUGGACAUUCUGUAUGCUUGACAAGUCAUACCACCUUUAAAAAAAAUCAGUGAGUCGCCUGACUUUUCUCAGGCUGCUUUCAAGAUUUAGGAUUUUUAUUAUUUCCUGCUGCUGUGUUUUUUCUUGCUUUGACUUUAAUUAGGUUUUUCCCUAAGCUGGACAGUUUCAACACUUUUUUUUCAAUAAGACCUAGAGAAAAAGCACCUGUCAUAGGGUGAGGUUUUUCUUCAUGCUCUUUGCUAUGCUUAAAUCACUGAUGAUUUUUUUCCCCAUAAUACUUUCCCCCACAAUGAAUCAAUUUGCUGUAGUAUUACUUUAAAUUAUGUAGCCCCUCUCAUUUAGAAGGAGCAGACUACAGGGUCCUUUUCAUACAAGUAAGGAUUAUUGAUUUGUUAGUAUCUCUUUUUGGUUUAAUUUCACUUUUUGCUCACCAAAAUAAAAGGAAUAUUAGAAAAGGUAGUCUCAUUAAUUCCUAAUAAUUGUGAACAUGAAACUGUUCUACCAUCCUUUUCACUUCAAGGACAGUCAUUUUGAUAACUAGUUAGAUUGAUGGUGCACUCUUAGAUCAUACAGAAUAGUUGAUUGCAGUAGGUAAUAUAGACUGUGCAUUCAUAACACGUCUGUGAACAGCUGAAAGUCAAAGGUUCUGACAUUUAAAAAAUAGAAACCUGAAUGAGAACAGCAUUGUAUCUUACAAUAUAUUUGUGAGUUUUAAUUUAAAAAAUUCAACUAGCUUUCUAACACUAUUGAUGUAUAUACGUGAAGGAAAACUAUCAAGCAUAACCUAAGUAGUAGAAUAAAUAUUGAUGUGGUAGGAGAUCAUUUAUUAAUCUAACAUAUAGAAGGAUUGUGAUAAAGUCUCCCCAUCUUGAUUAAGCAUCGUGAUAAACUCUCUUUAAUGUGUUGUUGAACCUUUAUUAAUUUGCGGUAGGCAAAUCCAUAUCCAUUAUAUAUCUGGCUAUAUUCAUUUGUGCUACGUAUGGAAAAACAAGUAACACGGGAACAGGGGGUAGUCCCUGCCUUAGAAAAUUUAAUAUUUAGGUGUCAAAUAAGGUGCUAUAGAUGAAUGAAAUGGAGAUGGCUGUUUUGGAGGAUGCAGUAACAGUAUAAUGAACCUAGAUUAGCAUAAAGUUGAUGUUUUAUAGCAUGUUUUGAAAAAAGAUGAGCAAGUCUUCAUUUUUAAGUCAAUGGGGAUCAAGUUUUCUGGUUAUCAGGAUUUUAAAUACCAUAUUUACUUGAAUCUAAGACAAGGUUUUUUCCCUAAUUCAACAUGGAGGGGAGCCUCAUCUUGGAGUUGAGUACUGGCACAGGACAGGCAGGCAGUAGCUGCGGUUCUGGCUCCAACCCAAGCCCAGGGUGGAAGCUGGAGCCACAGCUGCUGCCUGCCUUUGCCCAGGGCUGGAGCUGCUGCUUGGCUGUGGCUGGGCCUGGAGUUGCUGCCACUGCCUGGCCAGGGCCAGAGCUAGAGUCGGAGCCACUGCAUAGAUUAACAGUGGCAGACUGGGGCAAUUGGCAGGGGGAUGGGGGAACAAGUAGCCAAGGGAAAGGAAGGGAGGCAAGGGGCAGAGGGCAGGCUACCUGCCCUCCCUGCCAUUUGCCUCCUUACUGUCUGCACCCUUGCUACAGCUUUCCCUGCCUCGGUGGUAAAGGGGGCAAAUUUAAGAUGACCCUUCAAUAUUAUAAUUCUCUAUGUAUAGUGUCUAAUUAUUGGGAGGGAUGGUCAUUUUAAAUUCAAAGUUGUUUUGGAUUUGGGUAAAUACAGUAUUCUGAACACUUUUUUAGUUACGUUUUGGGGUACUGUUUGGGGAAUUUUUGGUUUGCUUAUCACUUUUAUUAUUUUAUUUUACUAUUUUAUCUGUUUGUAUCCUUUAUCUUGCUUUUUACUGUAAAUGCCCUGAAUCUUCAGGGAAGGGUGGCAUGGAAGUCAAAUAAAUAAAUAAAUAGCCUGACAGCUCUACUAAGA